Molecule: messenger RNA, 885 nt
Organism: Gastrolobium bilobum
Lineage: Eukaryota; Viridiplantae; Streptophyta; Magnoliopsida; Fabales; Fabaceae
Exons: 2
Coding region: 1-885 (294 amino acids)
Source: RefSeq, a predicted model, not a curated record
AUGGAGUUUGUCAGUUUGGAGCACUUUAAACAUGGUGUCAAAGACUACAAUAUAAGUCUUGGGAGGCAAUUUAUAUGGGUUAAGAAUGACAAGGUAAGAGCAAGGGCCAAAUGCUCAAAUGAAGACUGUGAGUGGAUGAUAUAUUGUUCCCGGAGUAACAAAUUCAAUUGUUUCCAAGUCAAGACAUUCAAUGAUAACCAUUCCUGCUGCAGAAUUCUCAAAAAUAAAAGGGCCACCGGGGAUUGGGUUGCUGCAAAGUUGGAGAAAAGGCUGGUCACACAGCCCAAUAUGACAAGGGCAGAAGCUUAUGAGCAUUUAAAGGAAGAGUACAAGGUCUAUGUUCAUCUGAAGAAAGUCACAAAGGCACUACACAAAGCCAAGAGAAGAAUAGAAGGACAUGAGAAGGAACAGUAUGACAAGCUAAGGGACUACCUGGCUGAGCUAUUGAGGAGCAACCCUGGCUCCACUUGCCAGAUGCAAGUAAUACCACAACCAGUCCCUAAUAGCCCACCUAUUUUUUCUAAACUAUAUAUAUGCCUUGAUGCCUGUAAGAAAGGAUUCAAAGAUAGGUGUAGGCCAUUGAUUGGCCUGGAUAGAUGUUUCUUAAAAGGCUAUUAUGGGGGACAACUCUUGAGUGCAGUGGGAGAGGAUGCAAACAAGAGCUUUUAUGUCAUUGCUUUUGCAGUUGUUGAUAGUGAGAUUAAAGAAAAUUGGAAGUGGUUUCUGAACUUGUUACAAGAGGACAUUGGCAGCCAUGUAGUACAUGGAUGGAACUUCAUUUCUGAUCAGCAAAAGGGAUUGAUACUAGCAUUACAGGAGGUCAUGCCAGGUGGCCAUCAUAGGUUUUGUGUGCAGCACGUGUGGAAGAAUUUCAUUAAACAAUAG